AAAUUAUCUCCAGGGAGGAAGCUUCCUCGAAGCUGCCAUGGCCACACUUUCUCUCCCUCCAUUUAACCACUUCAUCUCCCUCCCUAUUUCCCUGAAUUUCCUUCUCUCCUCUCUUUCUCUCUCUCCUCUUCUUUCUCUCUCUUCCUUUUCCCAUGUCAGCGAUGAAAAUCAUGAACAAAUUCACUCCCAAACAACUCUUCCGGCUCAAGAAAACCCGGUCCGUCACCCGGGCCGACCCAUCUUCCUACAGCUCCGGUUCAUCCUCUUCCGACUCAACCGAUUCCUCGUCGAUCCACAAGCCCCAUCUCCGAAAAUCGACUCCUACCAGCGUUUUGCGCUCUAGAUCGGCCGAAAUAUCGGAGAUCUCCGCCGAUUUAUCGGACAUAUCGUCCGAUGUGUACUCCGAUGUGGUUCAAGCUUUCAAAAUGAUCGAUAAGGACGGCGAUGGAAAGAUAACCAGGAAACAACUCGGGGCUUUGCUCAGCCGAGUCGGGACCGAACCGGCUAGCGAAGAGGAGCUGACGAUGAUGCUGAGCGAAAUUGAUAGGGAUGGUGAUGGGUGUAUUACUUUGGAAGAGUUUAGCGCGAUCGGCUCAGCUUUUGGGCCUGCUCAGUGCGACUCGGAGCUUCGCGAUGCGUUUGAUUUCUUCGACGCCGAUCAUGAUGGUCGAAUCACGGCUGAGGAGCUUCAGUCGGUUUUCGCGGCCAUUGGUGAUGAUAGUUGUACUGUAGAGGAUUGCAGGCGCAUGAUAAGCGGGGUUAACAAGAAUGGAGAUGGGUUCGUAUGCUUCGAGGACUUUACGCGUAUGAUGGGGUUGCAGAGGUGAAGGCCUUUCGAUUUGGUUGGGUGAUCCAUCACCAUCAUGAUCACGUUCUUUAUGUUUUGAAGUCCUUGAUUGAUUUUUUUUUUUUUUUUUGGAGUUAGGGCUGUGUGUGUUUUUUUAGCGGUGAGAUUAAGAUCAGAAAUGUGGGAUGAAGAGGGAUCAAUCAAUUGGAGGACUGUGAUUGGUUGAUCUCUGUGAAAGUUGAACAAAAUUCUUCCUUCUGCUUUGUAUAUGAGAAUUAAUCAAUCAAUCAUCUUUUAUCUACCAA
This is a messenger RNA of Camellia sinensis, 1092 nucleotides long. Lineage: Eukaryota; Viridiplantae; Streptophyta; Magnoliopsida; Ericales; Theaceae. The record is from RefSeq and is a predicted model, not a curated record.